AUGUGCAAGGCAACAGAGACCGAGUUGGUUUCUGCCGCCAGCAUUCUGUCCAAGCGAAAACCUGACGAACUAAACACGGACGAGUUGGAAAGCUGGUUCAAGGAGAACGAUAUUGCCUUUGACAGCCCAACGCCUCGAAUCUUUUGGUUGGGUGAAGCGCCCAAUAUCACACACGGCCACCAGGAAACCGUCGCGAUGACGCAAAGACCAAGGAUGUCGAUACAAUCCAAGAGAUUCGCCUGUUGA
This is a messenger RNA of Colletotrichum higginsianum IMI 349063, 246 nucleotides long. RefSeq lists its product as uncharacterized. The record is from RefSeq and is a predicted model, not a curated record. The coding region runs from base 1 to 246 and encodes 81 amino acids. Lineage: Eukaryota; Fungi; Ascomycota; Sordariomycetes; Glomerellales; Glomerellaceae. The transcript has a single exon.